AUGAAUAAUAAUAAUAGAAGGCCAACUACAUUCAAUCCUUGUGUUGCCAAUACAAAUAUCAGACGUGCCAAUGAUGAAAAUACUCUCCUGCAACAACAACAAUACAACUCGUACAAUUCAAAGUAUGAACCAUUCCAAUCGAGAGAAAUCCUCAGAGAUGUUACCAAUUCAGCCUCUUCGAAUCAGAGAAAUGUCAUGAUGCAACAAGGUGUCUGUUCUCAACAACAGCAACCACUCAAACCAAACACUAUUGGUCAAAACAAUUACUAUAAUUCUCAAAACAAUAUACCUAAAAAACCAUCGAGUGCUAAUCUUCCACAACAAACUCAACCAUACAAGAAUGUUGUGCAACAAACAAAUAGCAAUACUACAACAAUAUAUAACUAUGGACAACGACCAUUGAAUGCUCCAAACACUUAUCAAUACUCCCAACAACAACAGCAACCAAUUACUCUCCAACAACACCAUCCCCAAUAUAAUAAUUCCUCCUCAAAUAAUGAGGAUGAAGAAAUGGCUUACUUUGAAGAUGAAGAAGAAUUGACAGAAAAUAACACAAUUCCAAUCGUGCCUUCGAUUGGUGUUGGUUAUUCAGUUACUUCAGCUGCUGUUGCUUCUGGUUACAUGUCCGCAACAUCUGUAUUUGCUAAUCCAAGCAGUACCAGCUCUGUUUCUCAAAGCUCUUCCUAUUUUUCACAACAACAACAACAUUCUUCCAGUAAUAAUAAUUUUGUUGCAGAAGAUCCAGCCAAUACAUCCUAUGAAAGUGAUGAAGAACCACAAAAAGAACCAACCAAUUUACUUCCAUCCAUGCAACCAUUGUACUACUUUAGAGAACAUCACACCGGCUCUGGUACAAUUAAUGCAUCAACUUGCAAUAUUUUAGUGCCUCCACCAACUAAUCCUGAAGAUGCUCGUUGUAUGAGAUCUGUCAUCUUUGCUACUGAUGUUGAAGCUGAAGUUUUGGAAAGCAUGCGCUUAACUCAAAUGAAAAACAAACCAAAUCCAAGAUAUAUGGAAACUGUACAAACUGAUAUUACCAGUAACAUGAGAUGUAUCCUCGUUGAUUGGAUGAAUGAGGUUGCUUCCAUGUACACUCUUUCACCAGAAACAUUAUAUUUGGCUGUUAAUAUUCUGGAUAGAUCCCUCUCCAAGAUGUCUGUCAGAAGAAACAAGUUGCAAGCAUUUGGUGUCGCUUCUCUCUUCAUCUCUUCAAAGUUUAACGAGAUUACUCCUCCAGAGUUAAAUGAAUUCAUCUAUAUUGCAGAUGACACUUAUGGAAAGGAAGAAGUUCUCAUUAUUGAGAGAAUAAUUUUGAACAACCUCGAGUUUGAACUUGUUACUGUUCAACCUUAUGAUUUUAUUGAAAAGUUUUUGCAAAUUUGUGGUGUUGUCGACAAUCCUAUUGUCAAAUACUUGACUUAUUACAUUUGUGAAAUGCAAUUACAGAAUAUUGAAGUUCUUAACUUUCCACCUUCUGUUAUUGCAGCUUCUGCAUUGAUGAUUUCCUUGUAUUUGAUUGACUUUAAUUAUUGGAACUCUGAGUUGGCUUGUUGUUUUGGUUUUUCCAAUCAAGCUUGUCAAGGUAACUCAUCACUCACUCCAGAAGACGAACAAUUGGUUGGUAUUGUCAAUGAAUGUCUUUCCUCCAUGUUUAGAUUCUAUGUUGGUAUGGCCACAGGCAGGAUUAAUUUCUCUGCCGUGAGAUCCAAGUACUGUCACAUGGUUUUCCAAGGAGUUGGUGAAUGCACAAGAAAGGUUGAUAAGGAACCACCAUUCAUUCCUUCAGUCAGCAAGGGUAGCAAUCCAAGUACCUCAACCACACCAAAUUACCAUCCUUAA
Naegleria gruberi is the source of this 1839-nucleotide messenger RNA. Its product is annotated as cyclin-like protein. The record is from RefSeq and is a predicted model, not a curated record. Bases 1 to 1839 code for a protein of 612 amino acids. Gene Ontology annotation, molecular function: cyclin-dependent protein serine/threonine kinase regulator activity. Gene Ontology annotation, biological process: mitotic cell cycle phase transition. The transcript has 2 exons. Lineage: Eukaryota; Heterolobosea; Eutetramitea; Acrasida; Naegleriidae.